Cydia splendana is the source of this 1151-nucleotide messenger RNA. RefSeq names its product DNA repair protein RAD51 homolog 4 (gene Rad51D). Gene Ontology annotation, biological process: DNA strand invasion; telomere maintenance; double-strand break repair via homologous recombination. NCBI's taxonomy places the organism in Eukaryota, Metazoa, Arthropoda, Insecta, Lepidoptera, Tortricidae. Gene Ontology annotation, cellular component: Rad51B-Rad51C-Rad51D-XRCC2 complex; centrosome; replication fork. The coding region runs from base 94 to 1110 and encodes 338 amino acids. The record is from RefSeq and is a predicted model, not a curated record. Gene Ontology annotation, molecular function: single-stranded DNA binding; ATP binding; four-way junction DNA binding. The transcript has 5 exons.
AAAACAAAACAUUUUGAAUUUUGAAAACUGGAAAUAACUUUGAAUUGGUGAAAGGGAGGGAGGUUUACCAUUAUAGCAGAAAAUAUAGGUAAAAUGCAAAGGUUAAAAGCCGAGGAGCAUGCUCACUUAUCUGGGAGCGUGUUAAAAUCUUUGGCACAAAAUCGCAUAACUACAAUUUUAGAGUUCCUACAGGAGGAUGCAGGAAAGUUAUCAACUCUCACAAAAUUAACUCUCCCUCAAGUCUUGGACAUAAGAAACGCUAUUUUAAACAAAUAUGCGGCUCCUUUAAUAAAACUUGGUUCAUUAAAACUUGAUACUUUAGAUAAAAGAAAAUGUUUAAACACUGGUAUUCUCAGUUUAGAUACUGCUACAGGCGGUGGGAUACCAAUGGGUUAUAUUACUGAGUUGUGUGGUCUGGCCGAUUCAGGCAAAACACAACUGUGUUUACAACUAGCCAUAAACAGUGUAAAGAAUUCAGAGAGUAGUGUACUUUAUAUAGAUACCAAAGGAGACUUCUCCGCUGUGAGGGUACAGAAGAUAUUAGAUGCUUGUGGCUAUUCACAUAAGGAAAUGGCAUUAAUAAUGAUCAAAAUAAAAAUAGUCCAUGUAUGGACAAUGGAAGAGCUAUUAGAUUUCCUCAAGAAACUUAAAAACCAGACAAUACACAUUGAAAACUUAGUUCUUGUGAUAAUAGAUUCAUUGCCUUCGCUGAUGUUUCAGUACCUUGGUGAUGAUAACAAAGUUGGUUUAUCGUUUUUGAACACCUUUGUGAAUUAUGCAAGAUACUUGGGCAAACACUUCAACAUAGCCUUUAUUUGUGUGAAUAUACAAACACGAUGGGUGGAUCAAGAAAAUGCUGAUCUGGAAGAUGAUGGGGAACAGGCUUCUUCAUAUAUGAAAGAAACUCAUUACAAAGAAAAAAGAAACCGUUGCCUCGGUAAAUACUGGCAAACAAUCCCAAUGAUGGUUUUGUUCUUAGAGAAACAAGAGAGAAAUAAUAAUGAUGGGUCUACUCAUAUCUGUUUAAAUAUAACUGUGAUAAACAAUGGUCAACUCUCAGAUAGAAGUACUGGCUGUAAUGUUAUGUUAAAUAAUUUAGGUGUUACCUGAUGUGUGUAAGUCUAGCUUAUUUGGUAGUCUUAUUACGAAUA